AUGCAGAUCUUACACAUCUCUACCGUCUCAUUGUUAUCAUUUUCUAUGUACACUUUAGCAUUGCCUGCUCCUCAUCCUGACGCACCAGCUGGACCGGGGGCUGAUAUCCUUGGUAUUCCAACCUCUUUGUCUUCUAAUGAAAAAACACUUGCAGCUCUUCCUGAGACCAAAGACUUGGGAACCGAUAAGUCAGGAAUAGAUGGAAAGAAAGACGAAACAAAGGCACCAGCUGGGUUAGGAGACAAUGAAUUAAAGAAAAAAGAUCCGCUUACGAAAGAGGACACAAAGGCACCAGCUGGGUUAGGAGGCAGUGACUCAAAGAAAAAAGAUCCGCUCUCGGCAAGUGGUCCACUCGGUGCUGAUGUAAAGACCCCAGGAGCUACUCCAGGUGAAAUACCAGAACAAUGUCGUCAAUAUAUUAAAGACAGCCCACCAAAGUCUACCCCACCAAAGUCCACCCCAUCAACACCGGUGCCACCAAAGGUCACCCCACCAAAGGUCACCCCACCGGUUCAUGAGGCUCCCAAGACGUCGCCCCCCACUAAGACCGAAAACUUCAAGGCACACAGGCUGUAUUCACUACUGCAUUCUCAAGCUCAGUUCUGGUAUAUGCUAUCGCUGCUGUCUUCCUCUGAAGCGAUUAAAACUUAUCUGGAGCAAGAUAGAAUUAGAAAGAAUUUGUUUCUGAAACUGGAAGCUUGA
This is a messenger RNA of Melampsora larici-populina 98AG31, 702 nucleotides long. RefSeq lists its product as uncharacterized. Bases 1 to 702 code for a protein of 233 amino acids. Lineage: Eukaryota; Fungi; Basidiomycota; Pucciniomycetes; Pucciniales; Melampsoraceae. The record is from RefSeq and is a predicted model, not a curated record. The transcript has 4 exons.